AGCUUUCGUCUUGCAACUCCUUUUCCCCAAGUCAUAAGGCGAACAGUGGAUUUGUUGAUGCAGAGAGGCUUCAUUCAAGAAUUUCCUGUGAAGAUGACAGUACUCUCAUGGGGAGUCUGACCAUGGCCAUCAAAAAGCUCUUUUCUCCUCUCUACAUAUCCCUCCUGGCCCACUUGCAAGUGAGUGCAUGCACAGUGGGGGCAGUGUGCUAUAACUCUCAUGCACCAUCUCAUGGCCUCAUCUCCUCCCCCUCUCUCUACACUCUCUACUCUCUCAUGAGGGCAUAUAAGACAUGAAGGUGUUUACCAAGGGCAAGAUUUGGACAGCGCUAGGUUCACUCAUGGAUCGUGCCUCCUCCAAUAAGCAGGCUUCCACCGUGGUGGUCCCUGACCGAGCGCUCCUCGCCGACAUCGAGGCGGCUAUCGCACGGUGCACCGACAGUGGCGGGGAUGCCGGGAGCGGGAGCGACGACCGGCAUGUCCACGAGAUCCUCUUCCUCGUCUCCAACGCGCCGGGCGCAAUCACUUUCCUCUCCCGUCGCAUCUCUGCGCGCCUCGAGGCGGCCCGCACCCCGGCAGCGGCGCUCCGGUCUCUCCUUCUCAUCCACCGCCUCCUCCGUGCCGGAGACCGCUACUUCGAGCAGGACUUCCGCGGCCUAUGGGCCUCCCGCGACCUCCGCAUCGACACGCCUCGGUGCAGCUGCUCGUGCUCCUCCUCCUCCUCCCUCGACUCCAGCACCAGCGUCGUCAACUUCAUCACGGCGCCCAAGGGCUCUCCGGUCGCCAUCGCCACGGGUGCCUGCUCCUUCCUCCAUGGCUACACGGCCUACCUCGAGGAGCGCAUGCAGUGGGUGAUCAACCAAGCCGGCAACCUGGAGCCCACCCGGCCGCCAGCCCAGGACCAACAUCCAGACUCCUCCUCCUCCUACGACGACGCUGCUGCCGAGGCGCUCCUGUUCAAGCUAGCCAUGUGCCAGAGGCUCCUCGACGUCGCCGUCCAGCUGCUGCCGGACAACAACACGAGCAGCGCCAGCGCCGCUGCGCGGUCGGCCUUCGGCAUUGUGCUCCGUGAGAGCUUCAAGGUCUACGACGCCUUCAAGGAAGGCCUCGACGUGAUGCUGCUAAGGUCAAGAUCAAGCUCAAGCGUCGGGCUCAGCAAGUCUCUCAGGGUUUCGGGCCACGAGGUGCUGAGGAAAGCAUGCGCGCAGACGCCCGAGCUCAAAGAGUUCUACCACAAGUGCAAGAAGAGCAAUGCGAGCAAGGUCACGGAGUACCCUGUCGUCAGGGUCGUCACGCCGGCAAUGGAGCUCAUGCCGCCGGUCAGUGAAGAGGAUAAGCCUGGCUGUGGCGAGGCAGCGGCGGAAGAAAGCGAAGGCGACGCUCCGUUUGAGAGCAAGCUGGAGACCACUAUCAGCGCCGUGUGGGUCGAGUUCGACGGCGACGACGAUCGCCUGGCUGGCUGUGAGGCUACCGGUGGCGAUGGCUGUCACCGCACCUUACAUGCACAGCAGCCUAGCUAACAUCCAGUCCAAGUAUAUGAAUUUUGAGUGAUAUUGGAUUGGUCUCCUACAUCGACACCCCCCCACCCCCCCCCCCCCCCAAUUCUCUUCUUGUUUUGUGUGCAUGUUUAAUCAUUUUGAAGGAUCACUGCCUUCAUUCAGCUGCCAAGAAAGUCAAUAAUUCUUCCUCUCCUUUCUUUUUAUCCUUUAAUAUUUUUUCCAUAAAAUCCUGUUAUUGUUUCCUUUUGGUCUCCUCCUUUUGUUUGCUCCUUAUCCUUCCA
Molecule: messenger RNA, 1779 nt
Organism: Brachypodium distachyon (stiff brome)
Lineage: Eukaryota; Viridiplantae; Streptophyta; Magnoliopsida; Poales; Poaceae
Product: putative clathrin assembly protein At1g33340
Exons: 1
Coding region: 293-1519 (408 amino acids)
Biological process (GO): clathrin-dependent endocytosis; clathrin coat assembly; vesicle budding from membrane
Cellular component (GO): clathrin-coated pit; clathrin-coated vesicle
Molecular function (GO): 1-phosphatidylinositol binding; SNARE binding; clathrin heavy chain binding
Source: RefSeq, a predicted model, not a curated record